Molecule: messenger RNA, 1860 nt
Organism: Ceutorhynchus assimilis (cabbage seed weevil)
Lineage: Eukaryota; Metazoa; Arthropoda; Insecta; Coleoptera; Curculionidae
Source: the annotation of a GenBank genome assembly
GGAUAAUCCUCAUUUUAAGUAGUAUUUUUUGUCUUUUGUGUUAUACCUAAGUGGAUUGAAUUCUUUAAAAAAAUGCUAUUACUUAAUGGAUUAUUGUUUAUAUUCUAUCAUGUGCUGCUAUCCGCAGGAAUAGUUAUAGAUCUACCACAUGGAAGUGUAAAUGGUACAACCAGUAGGACUUUAGCUGGUACAAAAUAUCAUAGUUUCCUUGCAAUGCGAUAUGCGGAACCUCCCACUGAUCUCCUACGUUUUCAACCUCCAAGCCCAGUAAAAGCAUGGAAAGGCAUAUACGAUGCUACCUACGAAAAAUAUAUAUGCUAUCAAAUAGCUGAAAACAGUGACCUAGAAAAUGAAGAUUGCUUAUAUAUUAAUGUAUUCACGCCAAAGAAUCUUGCAGCAAAUAACAAUGAAUCCGAUUUGGUCAUUAUGGCAUAUAUUCAUGGAGGUGGAUUUGUAUCAGGAGCAGGAUACAUGAGUAAAGGAAGUUUGGGACCUAAAUUCUUUAUGGAUGCCAAUGUUAUCUUGGUUACUUUCAACUAUAGGCUUGGGCCAUUAGGUUUUCUAUCAACUGGUGAUGAGGUUCUUCCGGGAAACUUGGGACUGAAAGAUCAACAGUUAGCUCUUGAAUGGGUUCAAGGAAAUAUUGCCUAUUUUGGUGGUGAUCCCAAAAAAGUUACCAUUUUUGGACAAAGUUCUGGUGGUUCUUCUGUUGGAUAUCAUUUAAUAAGUCCCUUGUCACAAGGUCUUUUCAGGGCAGCAAUCUUGGAAAGUGGAUCUGCACUAUCGCCAAUGGCUUACCAACGAAAUGAAACUUAUUAUACACUGCAAACUAUCAAGCUUAUCAAUCCAAACUAUAAUUUCACUAAUUCUACAGAUCUGUUAGCAUUUUUACAAAGUGUACCAGCUUCAGAUAUCGAUCUUGCUGGUUAUAACUUAACCAAGUCUUCUGAAUCUGCAGCCUACUAUCAAAUAUCUAAAGGAUUCUUCUAUGCCCCAAUAAAAGAGGUGCCUCACAAUGGAGCCUUUUUAACCGAACCUCAAUAUGAAAGCUUUGCCAGCGGCAAAUAUAAUCAUCUACCAGUUUUAAUAGGAAAUACAGAUGAAGAAUCAUUGGCUUUGGCCAGAUUAGGAGAUUUGUCAUUUUUAUCAAAGGAAUAUGAUGCUAAUCCAUCAAUAAUGGUUCCAUUUGAUAUGCAUAUUAAUAAUGAAAAUCUAAAAAUCGAACUGGGAAGCAAGAUUUUGAAUUAUUUUGCCGGUGCGCGCUUCAAUAACGAUUCUGCAAAAAUAAUCAAGUACCACAGUGUCCAUGACUUAGAUAAAGGUAAUGUAAAACAAGCAGAGCUAAUGGCUCUUUAUAAUCCAGUGUAUUUUUACCAGUUCUCCUACAGUGGUAAAAUGGGCAAUAAUGCAUACAGCGUCAAAGGAGCAGGAAAAGUGAUGCACUCAGAAGAAUUAAAUUACAUAUUUAGCAGAUCAUACAGCACAGAAAUACCGGACAAUUCAAAUCUUACACAAUUUCCACUUGCCGAUCGAUUAGUCCAUUACAGGAUGAUGUCUCUGUGGACCAACUUUGCAAAAUAUUUAGAUCCAACACCUCUUGGUAUUGAUGAAGAACUAUUGCAAGGAAUAACCUGGCAACCAAUCAGGCGAUGUGGAUUCAAAUAUUUGGACAUUGAUGAGAAUUUAGUUAUGAAAUUUGGCUACCCCAAGCCAGAACGGUAUAAAUUUUGGACUGAUCUUUAUAACAAUUAUGCUGUUCCUCCACUAGAUACAUUUUAAUCCAUAAAUAAAAACAGAUAUACAACUAUUAUUUGAACAUAAAUAAAUUUUAGUAAUUUUCCGUUAAAAUAAAAAAAGUAU